Messenger RNA from Mycosarcoma maydis (corn smut), 1119 nucleotides. Its product is annotated as mitochondrial 54S ribosomal protein mL38. The record is from RefSeq and is a predicted model, not a curated record. NCBI's taxonomy places the organism in Eukaryota, Fungi, Basidiomycota, Ustilaginomycetes, Ustilaginales. The transcript has a single exon. Bases 1 to 1119 code for a protein of 372 amino acids.
AUGGCGACAUCAGCUUCUCGAGCGGCUUUCAGGCGGCUAGCCGGCUCGCAGAGACGUCACAUCGUGUACUCGGCUCGCAACUCGUCUGCGUCGAGCUCGUCUCGGACAUCUAGCACUACCCCGGAAUCGUGGUCGACAUGGCAACCACGCCUCAAGCGUGGAACACUCGGCGCAUAUGACGAAGCGCUGUCGUUUGUGCGGUCGCACUCGGAGUCGCUGCGCUCGCGUAUGUCGAUGCUCGAAUCGGACCAUGCCGAGUUAUCCGCAUCGGAACGCGCACAGCUCAAGGAAUCGCUCGAAAUCGCGUCGCUCAUCAACCUCCCUUGGAUCGUCUCGGCGUUCGAGGCUUCUUCACCCACGCACUACGAUGCUUCGAAUCCGGCAUUGCGACAUCUGCGCGAACGCGUGUGGAGGAACGACUCGGGUGUAUUGGCAAAGCUCAUGCAACGAUGUACGCUCAUGCACGUGUUUCCGGAUGUAAUCGCGGGCAUCACCCCGCUCGUCGACGUCUCGGUCGCGUUUGGUCACGGCUCGGGAUACACGGACCAUUCAUCAGAUGGAGGCGAUGUGUUGGCUGGCGUGUUUGUCGAGCCCAAGGACACAGUAGAUCCGCCAACGGUGAGCGUCAACGUGUUCCAUCAAGACGUGAAACUGUACACACUCGCACUCGUCGAUCCGGACCAACCAGACGAGCCAACGCAGAGCUACAAAACGUCGCUUCUCGCUCUGAAAACCGAUAUCGCACUGAGCGCUACCACGGACCCGAUCGUCGAUCUAUCUACCAACAUGGCGGUCGACUACAUUCCUCCACACCCACAACAAGGUACACAAUACCAUCGAUACACGACUGUGCUCUUUGAGCAAUCCACGCGCUCUGCCGACGACGCGAGUUUGCACGCACGCCACGAUUUCGACGUGGCCGCUUUCGCGCAGCGUCGAGCGCUCACUCCGGCGGGGAUCCACUUCUGGAGAGCCAAAUGGACGCCGCAAUCUGCACAUGCCAUCUCUACGAUCUACGCCACCGUGCUCAACACGCAAGAGCCCAGGUACACAAGUCCGCCAUCCCUCGAUAGGGUGCGCAAGCAGCUCCCCGAUACCGCCUCCAAGUGGUUCGCCUAG